Messenger RNA from Neltuma alba, 438 nucleotides. Its product is annotated as TMV resistance protein N-like. The record is from RefSeq and is a predicted model, not a curated record. Gene Ontology annotation, biological process: defense response. Bases 1 to 438 code for a protein of 145 amino acids. The transcript has a single exon. Lineage: Eukaryota; Viridiplantae; Streptophyta; Magnoliopsida; Fabales; Fabaceae.
AUGGAAGUUGAUGAUCCAAAAUACAUGGAUGUUGCGAAUCAGGUGAUAAGUUAUGCCAGUGGCCUUCCUUUAGCCCUUGAAUUAAUAGGCUCUGAUUUGUAUGGUAAGAAUGCAAGUGAGUGGGAAUCUAUGCUAGAUGGAUGUAAAAGAAUCCCUCAUGAUCAGAUUCAACAAAUAUUAAAAGUAAGUUAUGAUGGGUUAAAACAACUUGAAAAAGAUGUUUUUCUUGACAUUGCUUGCUUUUACAAAGGGAGUGGAUUGGAAUAUGUCAAAAAGAUGAUAGCAACUGUUCAUGAUUUUGAUCCAUACUAUCAUAUUGGAGUGUUGGUAGACAAAUGCCUCAUAAAGAUUGAUAGCACCAAUUGUAUUACAGUUGAUUGUAUUGAAAUGCAUGAACUAGUGCAAGAUAUGGGGAGAGAGAUAGUUCGUCUGGAAUGA